CGGGUGUACCUCUGUGCACUGAUUGAGUUUCGGUCUCCGGUGAAGUUCGAGCCGCCUCCGUCACCUCCGGUGUCCCCGCCGUGCGCGGGCCACUCCCUGUCGCCCCUACAACAGCCGCAGCAGCAGCAGCAGCUCCCCUCGGCGACGUCGUGCGCCCCGUUCUGCGACGAGCGCCCAGGGUACGGUCGCAGCGGCGGCGGCAGGGGCUCGCUCCAGCUGUGGCAGUUUCUAGCAGCGCUGCUCCGGAGUCCUGGCAACGCGCCCUGUAUCGCCUGGACCGGCAGGGGACUCGAGUUCAAGCUCACCGACCCCGAAGAGGUUGCCAGGAGAUGGGGCCUUCAGAAGAACAGGCCAGCCAUGAACUACGACAAACUCAGCCGGUCCCUGAGGUACUACUACGAGAAGGGAAUCAUGCAGAAAGUGGCAGGCGAGCGGUACGUGUACAAGUUCGUGUGCGAUCCCGAGGCGGUGAACACAGGAAGCUCGCCACCCGACGUCUCGAAGGCCCGGCUGGAAGAGCAGGCGCCCAAGGAUCCGGGCGACCCUCGGCAGCCGUCACCGGCGCAGCACUGGCAAGCCAGGGCGGACUCCGGCCUGGCCGCCCUCGAGUACGCCCAGUUCCCGGCCUACCAUGCCGAUUAUGCCACCUCCAUGGCGCUGGAAGGCUGUUAGUACCGUAGCCCGCACAACGGUUGACGGCACGACGCGCUGAAACGCGAUGACAAACGGAGCUCCGGAAACGCUACACUUAGAGCUGCUGUCGUCCCAUACUUCCGGCACCCUCUACAAGGCGUUUAGCCCCAAAAUUAAACUUCGUGCAGUCACAAGACAGGCCAUACCACGGUGGGCCAAACUUUGUAGUACACUGCGUGACAAAGUAUACCGCAUGUCACACAGCACGAUUAAGAGACGGUGGAGGGUAAGAGAGGGUAGGGUGUUGAUGAGCCCCAAAUUUUACGCAUACGUUGAUGCCCCGAAUAAGCACCGUUCACGACGCUACUAGCCUUAAUAAGAGUCUUUAAAUUCUAAAAUAACGACGUAAAAUUUCGCAACUGGCUGAUCAUUUCAACUGCGUCGCGCCUCGCGUAAAUUAUUUUAGCAUCGUUUGGCCCAGACGCCAAGACGCCGAGUUUGCUAGUUGUCACCUAGCCGUUGUCAUGGGUAUACUCAGUUUCACAUCAACUCCAAAAGCAGCCAACACUGUAGUGUUAGCUGCUUUUGGACUAAAUGUGAAACGGAGUGCCUUUGGUGGGAGCUUUUGCAACACACAGCUGAAAUAGACCACAAUAUGUCUGUCAGGAGUGUGGCACUUCUCUGGGCAUCAUCGUUGGCAACGCUCGCAGAGUUUCUCCAGCGUAUACAGUUUCGGUAUACGGCGACGAACACGAAGAAAAUGAUCAGUGCACCUCUCAACGCCCGCUGGCAUUUAUUGAACGUUGCAUAAUUUAGUUCGGCCUCCGAUAAUGAUUGCCUUUAAAUCUACAGUUACCGCAUGGCGCAUAAAGUCGUAAUAAAUAAAAAUAAUUAACACUUUUUAGAGAAAUGGUCCGGUGCUCGCGUCGGUUAUUCUCGCACAUGAUGUACGCCCUUCAGAAACAUACAGUGAAAAUGGCAGCCACGUAAAAGUCGUUGUACGAAUAUAACGCAAACUGAGCUCUGUGUGAACUUGAAUCGCUCCGGCUAGUCUCGCUUCACAUUAAUCUACGGGGAGGGAACCACCGCGUGUAGCGUUUCUGCCGCUCUGAUUGCCCUGAGUUUAUCAUCUGCGCGCUACAGUACGCGUCUUGUGGCGCGUCAUUUGCGUACACCAUGACACGAGAUGGGUAAGCUCGGUGUCGAGGCUCCAGACCCUAUAAAGGCCUGGAAUAGCUAGUCAUGUUAGGGGUUUUCUCAAUUAUAGGCGAAUACGUGAAGUUGUUUUGAGUAGCUCCCCCACGUACUUUACUACUUUGUUUGCUUUGGUAUUCCUUUCCAUCACUCGUUAGGUUAAUACAACUUCAGAGUAUCUUUAUUUUCCCUAUACAUAAACUUGUUUUACAUUGUGUCAGAUUUCGAAAUCAAAAUAAGCGCUCAUAAAUAAAUUCUUAUUCCUGCAGAAUCUUUAGUUCUAGUGUUCUCUUUCCAUUUCGUCGCUGUUGUCAAAUCGCGUAAAAAAAACUAGAGAGCACUUAAAAAAAAAAAAAAAAA
Molecule: messenger RNA, 2187 nt
Organism: Ixodes scapularis (black-legged tick)
Lineage: Eukaryota; Metazoa; Arthropoda; Arachnida; Ixodida; Ixodidae
Product: ETV5-related protein Ets96B
Exons: 4
Biological process (GO): cell differentiation; regulation of transcription by RNA polymerase II
Cellular component (GO): nucleus
Molecular function (GO): sequence-specific DNA binding; DNA-binding transcription factor activity, RNA polymerase II-specific
Source: RefSeq, a predicted model, not a curated record